UUAGGGAGUGCGGAGAGGCCAGCGCAGGGGAAUCGGAAACUUCCCCUGGGUUCACGCUGUACCGGGGAGAACUAAACAUACAAAUGCCUUCUAUGGGUCAGGGGCUGUGAUGAGUGGCUUCUCCACACCUAUCCUGUCCAGUUGGCAUUAAUGUCCCAUUUCACAGGCGAGGAAGCUGAGGCUAUUGUCGAAUGAGGACAGUGAAGCUUGGAGGUCAAACUAGCAGGGAGUGGAGCCAGGCCUGAGGGAUUCCAAAGCCUACUUUAUCCACCCUCCCCCCAUCUCUCUCUCUCUCUCUCUCUCUCACAGACACACACACACACACACACACACACACACACACACACACACGCCAGACAAGGCGAAAAAGGAAUCUUUCUAAUCCUCAAUAAUAAUCCUCACUCAUCCUUGCUAAUUAGGCUGAAUCAACUUUCCCGCGGAAAGAAAACGACUUAAUUGGAUUCACAGGACACACCUACAGAGGCUUUGUGAUUUCAUCCAGUUCCCACGUCACCUCUGUGAGCUGUUCUCAGAUGGUCAACAAUCACAGCUAAUAUUUACUAAGUGCCUGUUCUUGAUGUCGAGUGACUGGUGCUCAGUAGACACCAGCUUCCUCCCUUUCUUCCUGCCUGCUUUGAGGAGAAUAACAGAGGAGAUCACCAAAGCUUCCCAGACGGGAGUGACUUUUAAAAUACCAAAGAAAAAUCAGAAGAAUUGGGUUGGAAGCCAGACUUCACCAUUAACCAGCGACACCCUGAGAGGAAGUGUGGGGAGUCCGUCACAACCUUUAGGAGCCAAGUUGCCCUGAAAGAUCAUGAACUUGUCUUCUGAACACUGCAACAUAUCAGAUUGGCUGAGGCUGGAGGCAACAGUGAAGGCCUCUGUAUACACAGUUGCCUUCUUCUUUGCCACAUUUGUCACUGUCAUCAUCAUCACGAUAGUGUCACAGAAUUCGAAGCUGAAGAAAGAGGUCCGAUACAUCCUCCUGUGCCACCAUCUGCUGUGCAUCUCCUCCUACUGCGGCCUGGGGGUGGUUUUCCAAGGGAUGCGGGCUCUGCUGGCCAACAGUCCUAUGCUGGUGUGCUGGGUGGUAUUUGGAGUCCAGCUAAGUGUUGGAGAAGGGAUCCUCUUCACCCUGGCCUUGAUGGCUGUCAACACGUACCUGGCCAUUUGCUGGCCUUUGAAAUCUCUGUCCUUUGUAGAUUCAGUUAAGUAUAGGAUUCUGGCUGGGUCUUGGGCAAUCAUUAUAUUCAAGAAUGUUUGCUUAUUCCUCAUAGAGGGCACUAACCCCACUCAGGGUGCUGUUUUUAAAUCUGAACCCCUUUGCCCUGUGAUCUUGAAUGGCUCUGCUGCCAGAGCUAUUGGCAUGGUUUUCCUUUUCCUUCUUCUGUCCAUCAUUCUUAUAAGUUACUCUCUGAUCUACCAAGAAGGGAAACGGGCUGGCCAUUUUAAUAGAUCAAAUAUCAAAGCAAGGAAAACAGUCCUUAUUCAUUUAGUGCAGAUGGGUUUACAUGUAAUACCAACCCUGAUAUUCAUAGGCUUGGGAAAGAUGUGUGGGGUGUUUUUCUUUGCUUUAAAUCUGGUGCUUUUUGGAGUCUUUGCAUUUGCCCAGUGUCUUAACCCUCUGAUCUAUGGGCUCUGGAAUAGAGAGCUGCAAAGCAGAUUGCACCGUUGGAUGUGCUGUCAGCGUGGUGUGGUCACAUGAUGACCAACAGAGAGCCAGUUUAACCUGAAACACAGCCAUUUUGAAUCAAUAACUCUAGCCCUAAUGGAUCAUCAGCUGGGCUUGAGGACUUGCCUUCUACUCAACCUAAAAUUGGUGCCUUGGUUUGAUGUUGAAAGCAAUACGAAUAAGUCAGAGUUAUUAAUCUGGCUUGCAAACUUCGCUGCUGUGUACACUGAAUUGGCCUCUGUGAGAUCAUUUUAUGUCUUUAAUUCUAAACCCAGAUCAACAUUCUUAGCAGCAUGUCCUACUGUGUUUCAAUAAUGAGGCAGCUUUUGAGAAUGCACUUGAGAAUGUUUUUAAAAAUUGACAAACAGUCCAUGGUUGAUAUGAAGAGAAGAAGUUAACUUGGCUUUUCCUCUUAUAUUAAUUAAGCAUAGGAUUGGCUAUAUGUAACAGCAAAACAGAAACAAAAUAACAAUGAUUU
This is a messenger RNA of Zalophus californianus (California sea lion), 2150 nucleotides long. RefSeq names its product probable G-protein coupled receptor 148. The record is from RefSeq and is a predicted model, not a curated record. Gene Ontology annotation, biological process: G protein-coupled receptor signaling pathway. NCBI's taxonomy places the organism in Eukaryota, Metazoa, Chordata, Mammalia, Carnivora, Otariidae. Bases 815 to 1705 code for a protein of 296 amino acids. The transcript is spliced from 4 exons. Gene Ontology annotation, molecular function: G protein-coupled receptor activity. Gene Ontology annotation, cellular component: membrane.